AUGGGGUACAGAAGUUUAAAAGACCUUCUACCACCAUCUCUGGAUUCUACUUCCCAACCACCAUUACUCUUCCAUGGAACUACAAGGUUGUAUAUCAAUUAUCAAUGUCCCUAUUCUCAAUGUGUGUGCAUAACCCGAAAUGUUAAGGGUUUGAAAGAAAAGAUCAAGUUUGUUCCAAUUGAUCUUCAGAACAGGCCUGAUUGGUACAAGGAAAAAGUUUACCCCACAAAUAAAGUGCCUUCCCUAGAGAACAACAACAAAGUGACACGAGAGUGUUUGGAUCUGGUUAGAUAUGUUGAUUGUAACUUUGAAGGACCAUUACUCAAUAGUGAUGAUCACGAAAAGCGAAAAUUUACUGAAGAAUUGAUAGCUUAUAGUGACACUACAUUUAUCCUGGUAGUAUACAAAUCGUUCGCAAAAGAUACAAGGACACUGGAUGGUGCACAAUUUGAUUACCUAGAAAAAGCUCUCCAAAAAUUUGACGAUGGGUCUUUCUUCCUUGGUCAAUUCAGUAAGGUUGACAUAACAUAUGCUCCAUUUAUCCAAACGUUCCAUAUAUUUAUGCCAUAGGGGUUUAACUAUGACAUCACUACCGGGAGGCCUAAGCUAACCAAAGGGGUUAAGGAAAUGAACAAUCUUGACGGAUACUACCAAACAAAAGUAUUGGAACAGGACAAAAUGGUUGAGUACUACAAGAACCGCUUUCUGCCAUUACCCACUUCGCAAACAAUAAAUACAUUCUUUUGUGUCAAUCUUAGGUGA
Messenger RNA from Solanum pennellii, 762 nucleotides. RefSeq names its product glutathione S-transferase L3-like. The record is from RefSeq and is a predicted model, not a curated record. Gene Ontology annotation, molecular function: glutathione transferase activity. Lineage: Eukaryota; Viridiplantae; Streptophyta; Magnoliopsida; Solanales; Solanaceae.